CUCUGCAGGAACUGUGUGUCUGAAGACCGCUCGGAGUCUUUCUCAGACGUAAGCACGCCUUCAGUCGGCGUUACUGAUGCACCAGGCAUCUCAAAACGGCGCCGGUAGCCAAAGAUGAGCGCUAGGCUCUCCGUCGCCGAGCUUAACUCGCAGCUGGCCAACUUUGUUGCAUCCCUUCUCGAAGGCCUCGCCCAGCUGCGCAAGGAUCAUUCGCACUCGGAAUUGAUUUUACCGCCCGACCUGACCUUCCCCAUCCUUGACACACGGAUCAGUGAAUGGGCCAGCAAUCUGGACCUGCUCAAGGAAGAAUCGGCGGAGCAUAUUUUCGCAGAGAAAGCGAAGUUGUUACCUGAGCUCGCACCGGAUGCGCAUCAACGGGACCAAGAUGAGCGAAAGAAAGCGCUUGAGCUAGUUCGUGAGGAUGCUCAAGUCAAAGCUCAGAGACACAAUCAGCUCGUAGAGGCUCGCACGAACGCGUUCGGUCAAUUUCUGCGAGUCAAGGUGACACAGCGGCCGGGCUCGUCGCGAGCGAGCACUUCUACGAAUCUAGAUGAUGUGCAAUUGAGAGAACUGUUUGAUAGGUGCGACGUGCUACUAUCCUUUGAGCUCGCAGGCCUCUGUGAAGCCGUCGCUCCGCUGACUGUAAUAGAAGGAGUCAUGGAGACAUUACCCCUGGAGGGAUGCAGUAAAAUGCUUGACUAUAUUGACAGCCGCAAGGCACAGAUCACAGUGAACUUUUCCGGUACCACAUCAGGAUCCGGUAGAACCAGAAAGGGUGCCAAGAGCCCGGUUCUCUUGCGCAUCUGUAAUGAUUUAAGAAGGCGCCUCGCCAAGCCUUUCAUGAGGCAUACCAUCCUUUCCGGCAGGAUUGCGUCCCUGCUCACAGAAGUCUUUCCGCUGGGAGAAAGAUCAGGGCUAAACACGAGAGGCGACUUCCACAUUGACAACAAGACCAUCAUCAAGGAUCAACAUGCGGAUGGAGGGGACGAAGGAGAAACCCCAGCCGAAGAGGCCGAGCAGGAGGGAGGGGCAAACAGUGCAGAGGGAAGCAAAGCCGGGGAGAAGACACUCGAAGAGCGUGCGACUUCCGACGCAGACUUCUACAUCCUUUUCUGGAGCAUGCAACAAUUCUUCGCCAACCCUUCUCUUAUCUUCGAAGCUGAUUCGGUUUUACCCCCCAACCUUCUUCCGCGUGCGGUGCAUGAGCCCCACAGCCAAGUCAAAGAGGAGAAGAUCCGAGAUGAGAGGGAACGUGAUCACGGAAGCAGGCGUCAGGGAAAGGAACCAGAUGAGGAUCAGGAGUACGAGAAAGGCUUGCAUAGCGACGCGGGAGGAUUGAAGGAGUUCAAAUAUGCGACCCAAAGGAUCCUCGAUCUGCUCAUGGCAGUGAACGAGCGCGAAUUGAUGCUCAACGGAUCUGACACUCAGGAAGAAUCACGGCAACAGAGCAAUGCUAAUGGAGGCGAAGCAGGGCCGGAUGCUAUGGACACGGAUCAAGCAGAGGAGGAAGAGGAGCCAUUCUUUCCCAAAUACCUCACAGGACGCGAACUUUUGGACUCGGAGGUUCGCGAGCCUUCCUUCCGUCGCCAGAUACUUGUCCAGUUCUUGAUCCUGCUUCAGUACAUCCUCGAGUUCCGACAGGCGCGAAAAGCAAAAUGGGCUGCACGAUGUACCAACAAGACCUUGUUGCGCUCCUGGGUCCUCACUGAAGCCUCUGCCGAAUGGUGCAACAGCACGUGGAAGCAGAUACUGACGCAUUUGAAUCAAAUACCUGGUCCGCGAGCAUACGCUGUUGCAACGAAGAACACUAUGCGCCGCGAGCACAAUUGGGCUGAAUGGAAAGCUAUGAAUUGCCAGCCGAUGGAGGUGCCUCCCAUGACCAAAAGCGAGAUGCAAUCAUUCGAGACAGCGCUGUCGAAUUUGUUCAGCAAACUACCUAUCUUCCCGCAGCGCUUAGGCACCCCUGCGCUCAGUAAGCUCUGGGAUAAUGGUGUGCCGCCUCCACAGGCUGGCACGACUCGGAGGGAGAAUGAAGACGGAGUCUAUGUCCAUGUCGCAACGGACGGCCUGGAGGAGCUUGAGUGGGGACCCAGAGCCAACGACUUUGACGCGUACGCGCACAAAUGGCGCAAGCUGGAGACGAAAUCCGACCAGCGCCGGUCCGAGAUCGGCCUGCCUAAAGGUGUUGAACGGCGAGAAAACGAUCUUCGCCGCAAAGUACGGAACAAGACGGCGCGGACACAACUCAACACGAUGCAGAAUGCAAAGAUCCGCAUUCAGACGUUGCAGUUGCGCAAGUCGAAGCUGGCAGAAGAGCUGCAAAAGCUCGACCUGAGCACUUCCCAAGUGGCUGCAGCGCAACGCAACUCCAAGCAGGAGGAACUUUUGUCGCUAGAGAAAACCCUGCGCGAAUUGCAGAGCGCUGUGCCCAGCGCGGAUGUUCAGAAGCAGCUGCAAGAAGUGUACGCGAAAAGCACAGUGGAGCUAAAGGAGAGCGACGCGUCGAUCAAGAAGGAACGUCGAGACCUGAAGGCUGCGCCGCUCCUCGAGCAAGGUUACAGUGUCUCUUGGCGUGCGCUUCGCUUAGCCAGCCAGCAACAUCUGCGUCUUCUGGGGCAAGUGCCUAUGGAUGAUCUCGAGCUUUUAUCACAGGCGAUCGAGGGCAAGUUCAACCCAUCGAAAAUCAUCGAGGAAGAAAUUCAGGCAGCUACACCAGUUGCACCAGAACCUGCGCCCAAGCCUACGACAGGGCCUUUUGCAAGUACGGAAGAUGGAGUGGGGCAGAUCGUUUUGAAGCAAGAAGGGUCCUUAGAGCCUUUUGCUUUAAGCGCUCCUACAGGACCAGUGGCAACGGUAUUGAAGACCGAGCCUGUCGAUCAUAACGCACUGUCAAUCGGGUCAACGGAUGCCGGCAGUCCUAUCGUCGAUGUCACAAUGGGAGAGGCCAACCCCGCCACAUCAGGGUCGUAGCACUGAUCGCUUAGUAUUACUUGGUGCGGAACCACGUAAAGCCGAAUGUAUGUGAUGUCUAAGCUACA
Messenger RNA from Tilletiaria anomala UBC 951, 3038 nucleotides. RefSeq lists its product as uncharacterized. Gene Ontology annotation, cellular component: THO complex part of transcription export complex. The record is from RefSeq and is a predicted model, not a curated record. Bases 115 to 2970 code for a protein of 951 amino acids. NCBI's taxonomy places the organism in Eukaryota, Fungi, Basidiomycota, Exobasidiomycetes, Georgefischeriales, Tilletiariaceae. Gene Ontology annotation, biological process: regulation of DNA-templated transcription elongation; mRNA export from nucleus. The transcript has 6 exons.